UGUGCCGCGGCGUGGGAAAGCGCCUCAGAGAGGAUUUGCUCUGCUGGUGGCGCGGUGCUGUGCUGGAGCCCCCCCCGGAUUUAUUUAUCUCUGCCCCCGCCCCGGCUAGAAGCUGCGCCGCGCCCUGUGCUCACGAUGAAGCGACCUUGCGAGGAAACUACCUCAGACAGCGACAUGGACGAGACUAUAGACGUGGGGAGUGAGAACAACUACUCGGGGCAAAGUAAUAGUUCUGUCAUUCGAUCAAAUUCACCGACGACGACAUCUCAGAUCAUGGCCAGAAAGAAAAGAAGAGGGAUUAUAGAGAAAAGGCGCCGUGAUCGUAUAAAUAACAGUUUAUCAGAGCUGAGGCGGCUUGUGCCAACUGCUUUUGAAAAACAAGGAUCUGCCAAAUUAGAAAAAGCGGAAAUACUGCAAAUGACAGUGGAUCAUCUGAAGAUGCUGCAGGCGACAGGAGGUAAAGGUUAUUUUGAUGCUCAUUCCCUGGCCAUGGAUUUCAUGAGCAUCGGCUUCCGAGAGUGCUUGACAGAAGUCGCAAGGUACUUGACUUCAGUGGAAGGUCUCGACACAUCUGACCCCCUGCGUGUUAGACUCGUGUCUCACCUGAGCACCUGUGCAUCUCAGAGGGAAGCUGCUGCCAUGACCUCCUCCAUGGCCCACCACCACCACCCCUUGCAUCCUCACCACUGGGCAGCUGCCUUUCACCACCUCCCAGCCGCUUUGCUGCAGCCAAAUGGACUCCACGCCUCUGAUGCCGCCCCAUGCAGACUCUCCUCAGAUGUGCCCCCCCAUGGUUCCGCCCUGCUCACGGCCACCUUCGCCCACACCGAUGCCGCCCUCAGAGUUCCCUCCGCUGGCAGCAUUGCUCCCUGUGUCCCUCCUCUCUCUACCUCCCUCUUGUCCCUCUCAGCUACUGUUCAUGCUGCAGCAGCAGCAGCUACAGCUGCUGCCCAGAGCUUCCCCCUCUCCUUCACUGGCACCUUCCCCAUGCUUCCCCCCAGCGCGGCUGCCGCGGCCGUAGCUGCGGCAACAGCCAUCACCCCUCCGCUGGCUGUAUCAGCCACUGCCAGCCCCCAGCAGGCCGGCAGUGGAGGCAGCACAAAAUCGUACCGACCCUGGGGGACUGAAGUUGGAGCAUUUUAAGUCCCCCCCUCUGUCCUCCCAGUCCAGCUCCCUCCUCUCCCUCAGCACACGCACAUGUGCCCAACCCACGUGCCCACACACACACCCCCACACAUGGGCCUCUGGGACUUGGUGUGUCCUUCCUGCUCAGGAUGCCCGAGUGGCCGCCUUCACCCAAAGGGCCUGAGAGGUGCCGGCAAGUCCACUGAAGAACGGCACAGUUAUCUUCCUCACUGGGGUGCUGGAGAGGUCAUGCACCUUGAGGGACCAGCAACGGCUUUCAUAACAGUGUGACCAUAUCGGCACGUAGAGGUUUCCUGUGAAAUACUUAGGAAUAUGUAGACAUUAGAACUAAUAAUUCUCCAGCUAUGCAUCCUUGUUUGGCAGAGAGUGAGGGAUUGUAUCUACCAGGUCUACUCAGGCUAGAAAAAGAGUUUAAGUUUCAUAAGUGCCUGACAUUGAAAAAAUAAUAAAUAAAUAUAUGUAUGUGUGUGUUCUGCUAAAAGAAAUAACAUUGCACAGGUAUAGAAAUGGUAUGGGGGACAGGCAAAAUUCUGCAUUCAACUUCAGAACUCAGAUACAUUUCCAGGGCAGAGCGUGCUCUUGAAGGGGAGAAGGCUUUUUAGCCAAAAGAUUGCCCAGGAAGAAUGUUCAAUUUGACAGGCCUAGUUGUCACUUCCUUAGUUCACUUUCUUUGUACAGACUUGCUAAAUUGUGACGUCUAGCAUAGCACUGGCAAAAGCAAUUAUCUUAUCAGUGCUGGGAUUAAUAAACGUUUCAGCGCUGCCUGUGAGCCCUGAGGCACCCAUUUUUAUGGCUUAAACAUGGUGCUAGCUCUAUCUGCACAAACAGUGAAUUUGUCAUGCACCCAGAAGUAACCACCUAUUUAAAGCGUGCACACUUGGAUACAGUUGAUUCAUGCCAAUACAAGAGACUCAGUGUUAUAAGAGUUCAAUUUAACUUAUUUAGCUGUAUUUGGACAUUUACUUUUAGGUGAUUCCGUGUAAGAUCCCUCUCCUUUUCACUAUCAGUUUCUGGGAGAAUGAUCACUCUGGGUAUGAAUGAAGUUAUGGUAGGGACAAUUUUUAAAUUGGCUAUUAACAUGCCAACAUUGUAAUGUGGGUUUGAUUCCAAACCAAAAUGAAUGUAUUAAAUCGAUAUAAAUUAUUUUGUCAAUACCCAGAUAACUAGUGCUGCAUAAAAUGGUUUGCUUUCAUUUUCUAUUACAGUGACUUAAAAUAACAUAAGUAUUUUAAUACAUCCAGUCAAGAAGUAGAGAUUUUAUGUAAAAAAAAAAUAAUAAAAAUAAAGCACAGCAUGUAUUAUUAUGCACUUGAUUUCUCUGCUGUGUGGAGAAAGCAAUAAGCAUUGAGAAUGUUAAACAUUAUGCAAAAUAUACUUUAAAAUAUUUGUUUUAAAAAUACUGUACCUACUCGGUCUUUUAUGCAUUACCUUGUUAACCUUUUUCUAUGCAAAAGUCUUUACAUAUCACUAAUUAAACGAAGUCCUUUUUGACUGCGUUUUAUGGAUGA
Molecule: messenger RNA, 2654 nt
Organism: Pseudopipra pipra
Lineage: Eukaryota; Metazoa; Chordata; Aves; Passeriformes; Pipridae
Gene: HEY2
Product: hes related family bHLH transcription factor with YRPW motif 2
Exons: 5
Coding region: 136-1143 (335 amino acids)
Biological process (GO): Notch signaling pathway; regulation of neurogenesis; anterior/posterior pattern specification
Cellular component (GO): nucleus
Molecular function (GO): DNA-binding transcription factor activity, RNA polymerase II-specific; RNA polymerase II cis-regulatory region sequence-specific DNA binding; protein dimerization activity
Source: RefSeq, a predicted model, not a curated record